CCUUCCAUCAAUGUUGAACUGUACUCAGGCGGCUUGUGUGGGUGACUGGCACUGCUGCCCAGUGCUAUUUCUCCUCACUCACUCUAGUCUUGUGUAAUCUGUCAAACUCGUGACCAAGAUCGCACAGUGUGUAUAUACGCAUAUACAUAGUAGUAUCAUUAUAUUAUGCAUCAUUGCAUUUCACUUACCUACCUGCCUACCUACCUACCUAGCACUUAAUGCUUUGCUGCAUAGUCUUCUUUGCAUUUCGUCUCGCCAACAGCUCAGCUCUUUCUUGGCAACCUAAACCACUGCAACACCAAAGAAAAUGGAAAUAGACAACGAGACGCGUCUCGCCAAUGACGUUGAUUUGCUUCAUGCAUCUCAUCUGAGGGAGACUCUACAGGAGCUUCAGGCUAAGGUUAAGGAGCAUGAGGCAAUACUGAAUCGGCUACGCUCUGCCCCAGCGAAGCAUCGCGCAAGCCAAUCUCAACCGCCCACGGCACCUUGGGAGAUUAUGAAGGCAGCAUAUGAUGAGCUAGCAUCGCAAACCCCAUUCUUGCCAUUUCCCGAGUCUGUGUUGCCAGCUCUCCUGGCCCUUCGCAAAACUCAUCAAACUGUGGAAGACACGAAAGCUUAUUUGGCAUCUCAUAAAGACUCAGUUGAAAAAACCAGGCGACGAUUAGAAGUUGAGAAAUCCAAUCUUGAAGAUCAGAAAGCUCUUUCACAAAGCCUACAAAAUCGCAUACAAUCCUUACAGGAUAACCUGGAGAGCCGAAUGGAGAUGGGCCCGGAGGAUAUUGCAGCGGAGCGAAUUGGUGAACUAAAGCAGAAAAAGAAGCAUUACGAUAGAGAGACGUCUACGCUUCUCAAAGCACUCAGAAGAUUCAUUGAUGAGCACCUAGCAAGCAUGCUCGCCGCUGAAGAGCUAGGAGGUCCCGUGGUUGGCGAUAUGAUGGACAUCGAUGGAGACGACCUUGCAGCAGGGUUCAGUUCUCAGGGCAAACUGAAGAAAGCCAAGGAAAACCCGGACCAGGACAGACGGCAGCGACGCAUUGAUGAGAUAUGGGGCGUACGACAGGAAGACCAACCAGCAGGGAGAGCGAACAAUAAUAGUCGGGAUGAAGUAGCGGUUGCUGGCGCAGAGAUGCGUGAUCUAACAGAGGAACUACUCAACGCGCUUGCGCAAUCCGAAGGCGACAGCACAGCUUCUUACGUUCAGCUUCCCAGAGAAUCGGCAGCUGCGAGGUUCCUGGUUAGAUCUAAGGUCGCACAAUUCCACCCAAGGGACUCAACGAGGCUGAGACUUAUCGACUUUGGCAAGGAGUUGGAUGAGUGAUACAUAUGAGAUGCUUCAAUGUUGUCCAUGACAUAGUUGCCUCUACCUUCGCUGCUAGUACUACGAUAUCCGUAACGGGAUACUUGUGUUUGCAAUGUACAUAGGCAAAGGGCAAACU
Messenger RNA from Hypoxylon fragiforme, 1436 nucleotides. RefSeq lists its product as uncharacterized. The record is from RefSeq and is a predicted model, not a curated record. Bases 308 to 1318 code for a protein of 336 amino acids. NCBI's taxonomy places the organism in Eukaryota, Fungi, Ascomycota, Sordariomycetes, Xylariales, Hypoxylaceae. The transcript has 2 exons. Gene Ontology annotation, biological process: mitotic sister chromatid segregation; kinetochore assembly. Gene Ontology annotation, cellular component: nucleus.